Messenger RNA from Gaeumannomyces tritici R3-111a-1, 1904 nucleotides. RefSeq lists its product as hypothetical. The record is from RefSeq and is a predicted model, not a curated record. Gene Ontology annotation, cellular component: nucleoplasm; nucleolus. The transcript has a single exon. Lineage: Eukaryota; Fungi; Ascomycota; Sordariomycetes; Magnaporthales; Magnaporthaceae. Bases 130 to 1497 code for a protein of 455 amino acids.
UACGUGCUUGCCGCCGAGGUUGAUCGCGCUUCCAUUUCCCAACAAGACUCGUCUUCGAACGCCCGCUCGUGUCCAUCGAUAUACUCGCCUUCUCACUAUAAUUGGCCUCUAUUUUAUGCGAGGCGGUCCAUGACAGGUUCUGCACCCCCGGCCUGGCUCUUCGGCGACAACAACACAUCCGUCGCGAUCGACACUACCAGCGGCCCACCCAACAAGACGGCCAUGGCCGCUACGAAAGACAAGAAGGCUCCGAAGCCGGCGCCCGCUGCGGAAUCGCACCCGCCGGCGCAGCUGCUCGACCUCGUCGAGGUGUUCCUGGAGGAAUACUCGAGCAAGAAAUCCCACGAGGAGUUCAAGAAACACCGCGCCAAGAAGGGUCUCCCACCCACCGCUCCCGGCCCUGCCAUCGCAACUUCGCUGGUGGCCGUUUUCCAAGUUUGGAAGACGGCGCAGAAUGGCGACUCUCCCGCUAUCGACGACAGCAACUCGAGCAGUAGCAGCAGCAGCAGCAGCGAAUCGAGCUCGUCUGAGAGUGAGAGCGAGAGCGGGAGCGAGAGUGAGGGCGCCGCAAAUGCCGACGUGAACAUGAUGGACCUGAUGGACAUUGAGGCCGAAGAGGCCGACUCGGAGUCGAGUGACAGCGAGGAGGAUAAAAAGGCACGCAAGGCCAAGAAGGCAGAAAAGCCCCAAGCAAAGAGACCCCUGAAAAGGAAAGCCCCGUCGAGCAGCAGUUCGUCCGCUUCUAGCUCCGACAGCUCAGACUCUAGCUCCGAGGGGGAGCGUCCCCAGAUCAAGAAGCAAAAGACCGUCAAAGCUGCCUCGCCCCCGUCAUCGUCGUCGGCAUCCUCUUCUUCGUCCUCCAGCUCGUCAUCCUCAUCUGAGGCCGAGGCCGAGGCCGACGCGAAGGCCGAUAGCGACAGCGGCUCCUCAUCUUCAUCGAGCUCGUCGUCUUCCGAUUCCGACUCCGAUUCUGACUCUGGCUCCGAGGCCCAGGCCGCUGCCUCCAAGGUCCCCCUUCCUGGAUCCGACUCUGACUCCUCCUCGGACUCGUCCUCGUCCUCGGAUUCCAGCGACGACGACUCGGCAGAACCCAGCACUCAGGUCAAGAAAGAGGCAAAGGCGGCUGCUGCUAAGAGCGGGUCUGAUUCUUCCGUCACAGUCGGCAAGACCUCACCUCAGGUCUUCCCCGUUAGCGAGUUUGCGCCCCUGCCUCCGGACCCAGUGGUGAAGACCAACAACCGGGGAAAGAAGGGUGGCGAUGGACCUAAGGCGCCCAACGUACCCUUCUCGCGGAUCCGCAAGGACAUUUCUGUCGAUCCCCGCCUGCGGUCGAACGCGUUCAACCCGGCCGACGAGUGGGGUCAGAAGGCACACGAGGACUUGAUCAUCACCAAGGGCAAAGGCUUCACCAAAGAGAAGAACAAGAAGAAGAAGGGGAGCUACCGAGGAGGCCGCAUUGACACCAGUGCCCGGAAUGGAAUCAAGUUUGAAGAUUAAGAGGCACCGGGGCGAACGCGUCGACGGUACGGACAGGGAGAGGAAAGCUGGACGACGCAAUAAUGGGGGUCACUGGAGCUGCUAUUACUCUGGGAUAAAUAUACCAUUGUGGAGGGAGGAGCAUGAUUGAUGGAUUGGGGGGAGAGGAUCCGAACAGGCUCGUAUCCUACGAUGGGAUACCGUCAGUUUACCAAAACUUUGUUCAGGCAUAUUCAUUGAUGUUUACAUAGAUUGGUGUGGUUACAAGCCAAACGUUGUUGCGUUGUAUAUAAUCACCGAAGAGAAGCCAGCGAUUUACACCUUGGCUACCACCCAGCCCUAGGGGUCCAAGAUGCGUUGCACGAUCGGACGACGGGGAUGGCUGCGCCACAACACCACCUGUGACAGAAGCAAGUUUUGGGCUCCCC